Molecule: messenger RNA, 1914 nt
Organism: Meloidogyne enterolobii
Lineage: Eukaryota; Metazoa; Nematoda; Chromadorea; Rhabditida; Meloidogynidae
Source: the annotation of a GenBank genome assembly
GCAAAGUGUUUACCAAGAAGAAAAUUUAAAUCAACCUAAAUUACAACAAACAAAACAACAACAUCAACAACAGCAAUCUCCACAUAAACCAGACUCAAUAGAAAAACAUACCACAAUAUCCCAAUUAGUUUUAUCAAAUACCCAACAACAACAAAAUCCAAAUAUUAAUUAUAUCAACACAACACAAUCAGCUACAUAUCACCAAAUUUGUUUACCUUCAGAUUCAAUUAUUGGAAAUAAUAAUUAUGAAUUUGGAGGAGGAGAAGGGGGUUGGGAAGGAACACAACAACCGCCUAAUUCGAAUGAAACGUUUAUUGAAAACAAAGGAAAUACAACCAAAAGUUGGGGAUUUUUAAAUAAUAAUUUAUUCGAUUUUAAGGAUUUCCAUUAAUCUAUCGUGUCCAAAUGCUCAAAGGUUUUGAGGUUCUUUGUAAACGUUUACUCUUCCAUCUAGUAAAGGCUAGUGCUGGUUCUCCAAAAUGUUUUAUUGCACUCCCUUUUGCUCUGGUUGGCUUAAGCCUCUUGCUUUGCUCGUUCUCUUCGUCUUGGCCAUCUUCGCUCUUCCCUUUCUACGAUAUUUUCCAUUUUGGGACUGAUCAGCAGGAAUGUGUCAAGACGUUUUUCAUGUCGACAAAUUGUCAGUUUGGACAAAAAUCCUUUUUAUUCGAUACAAUACGUGAUUACAACAAUUUUCCCAGCGAAAAUCCUUUAUUUGAUGCGCCGCAACAUUCUCCACAUAAUGAGUUUACAAUAUUGUUAACAACAACAAAAACAAAUAUAAAAGGAGGUAGAGGUCCAAUAAUAACUCAGAACGGGACAUUAAUUCAGGUCUAUGUUCAACUUUUUAACCAAAUUCAAGAUUCGACUAUUCAGCAUCAUAAACAAGUUUAUAAGGUAACAGAUAGUUUUGUGGAAUUAAAAAUAAUUAAUCCAAAGUGGUGGGACCUUUGCCGACAAUGUCAUCUAGAUCAGGCUCUAGACAACUGGAUUAAAAGCAGUUUACCUCAAGAAGGGAAUUUGACAGAAAUUUCAAAUUUUUCCUCAAUGGAAGAAAGGACAAGGAAAAACCUCUUGCCAGACAUGUUUGGAGAUGUUGAAUUAAAUUCAUUUCAACAUGUCCAUUCUGUGAUAAUGAGAAUUAAGUUGAAACGACAUUUAAAGCCACAAAUAGUUGACUCUUUUGAGAGACACUUAAGACGAAUUAUAGUCAAUUUUUCACGUCAAAACAGCCUAGCAUCUUCCCAGGAAGAAGAAAAACCUCUAGGUAUCCAUUUCUGGUCUGCCCAACAACUUGCUGCUGAAAUUGAAAAUUCUCUUCGGCAAACACAUGUUAAAAUAUUAAUUUGUUGGGUAGCACUAUGUGGAAUUUUGGCAAUAGUUCAAAUUCGUUCUAGCACUUAUGAAAGCAGACCAAUGGUUGGUGUGCAACAAGCAUUGACCCUUCUAUUAGCUUCAGUUUGUGCCUAUGCUGUACAUUUAACAAGUUCUGAAAGAUUUAAUUCUCUCCUGUUUGCUCUACCUUUCACACUUGCAAGCAUAGGAUCGCUAACUUUUGCUGGUGUGGAUAGCGCCUUCGAGCGUUAUUCAGGAAUUGCAAUGCACCCAACAGAGAAAAUGGUUUAUUUUUAUGUUGUGUUUGCUUCAUUUAAUUAUGUUUUUAUUGAAGUUUAUUUAUUUAUGUUUUUGUUGUGUUUCUUUUUAUAAUAUGUUCAUGUUUAAGGUGUCUAUAUGUUGUGUUCACUUAUGUUUUUGUUCAAGUUUAUUUAAUUAAAUGUUUUUGUUGUUUUGUUUUAUGUUGUUUUAUGUUUAUUUAUUCAUGUUUUGUAUGUUCUUGUUCAAGUUUAUUUACAUGUUGUGUUUGCGUUUAUUUAUGUUUUUAUUCAAGUUUAUUUUUAUGUUCGUUUCUGAACUGUU